Mesorhabditis spiculigera is the source of this 3255-nucleotide messenger RNA. NCBI's taxonomy places the organism in Eukaryota, Metazoa, Nematoda, Chromadorea, Rhabditida, Rhabditidae. The record is from the annotation of a GenBank genome assembly.
AUGUCGAUCCUGCAAAAAAUUGCCGACAUCGAAAAUGAGAUGAACCGAACCCAAAAGAACAAGGCCACCAAUGCACAUUUGGGUAUUCUGAAAGCCAAAUUGGCAAAGUUACGUCGAGAGCUGAUCACACCGAAGAGCGGUGGUGGGCCGAAGGAGGAUGGUUUUGAUGUUGCAAAGACUGGAGAUGCGCGCAUUGGAUUUGUCGGUUUUCCAUCGGUCGGUAAAUCCACGUUGCUCUCAAACUUGGCGGGUGUCUAUUCGGAAGUAGCAGCCUAUGAGUUCACAACACUUACAACGGUACCUGGUGUGGUUCGAUACAAGGGAGCAAAAAUCCAAUUACUCGAUCUUCCUGGGAUUAUCGAGGGUGCUAAGGACGGAAAGGGUCGUGGUCGUCAGGUUAUUGCUGUUGCUCGAACUUGUUCCUUAAUUCUAAUCGUUUUGGACGUGUCAAAACCCCUUCAACAUAAAAAGCUGAUCGAAUAUGAAUUGGAAGGAUUCGGAAUUCGUCUGAACAAGCAGCCACCUAAUCUGUCAUUCAAAAGGAAGGAGAAGGGAGGCAUCAACCUGACAGCAUUGGUGCCACAAACGGAACUGGAUGCGGAAUCUGUCAAGCAGGUGUUGGCAGAAUAUAAAAUCCAUAAUGCAGAUAUCACGCUGAGGUAUGACGCGACGAUUGAAGAUUUGAUCGAUGUAGUUGAGGGUAAUCGGGUUUAUAUGCCCUGCAUCUACGUUCUGAACAAGAUUGAUGCGAUUUCGAUUGAGGAGCUCGACAUCAUCUACAAAAUCCCGCAUUGCGUCCCGAUUUCCGCGCAUCACAAGUGGAACUUUGACGACCUUCUCAACAAGAUCUGGGUGUAUUUAAAUUUGAUUAGAAUUUACACCAAGCCAAAGGGCCACCUCCCCGACUAUUCAGCCCCAAUUGUCUUGAACGCCAACAGCAGGUCGAUUGACGAUUUAUGCAUGAAGAUCCACAAAUCCUUGCAAAAGGACUUUAAAUGCGCGCUCGUCUGGGGCUCAUCGGCAAAGCACAACCCACAAAAAGUCGGAAAAGAGCAUAUUCUGGACGAUGAAGACGUCGUCCAAGUUGUUAAGAACCAACUGCUGAGGGUGUGCGAGGAGGAGGACACGACGUUAUUGCGAGGCAAGUCGAUGAAUGAUGGUGGCCAGAAGAAGAAGGAGAAGAAGCCCGUCUCCCCUCACGGCUACCGCGAGAGCAGGGAGAAGGCUUCACCCUUCUCGACCCACCGGCUCCUCCUCACCAACUCGAAAAGCGCCCACUACUAUGCAAAUGUGAGCCUCGCCCUCCUCUGGGGUCGGCGCUUUGUCAUCCGCCAUGUCCACUUGAGGCGCGCAUAUGAUUUUCGUCGCGAGCAGUUGACGAGGCUGGAGCGAGAGUUUGCCAAGGAGAAUUAUGUUUCGAGGAAGACGAGGGGGGAAUUGGCUGCCGAGUUGAAUUUGCCGGAAGGGACGAUUAAGGUGUGGUUCCAGAAUCGUCGCAUGAAGGAUAAGCGCCAAAAGUUGGGAGGUCUUGGAUGGCCAUUCCUGCAGAAUCCGCUGGCCCUGAUGUUCAACCCAUUGGCUGCUCAAGCCCAUUAUGAUGCUUGGCACAAAGCCGCGCUGGCAAAUUACAAUGUUUCUGGUGCUGAUGGAACUAUGCCUCCACUUACGCUGUCCGGCUUUCCAAAUUUCCCUAACAACCAAGAAGAGACGGAAAAUGUUGUCGGAAAAUCAUCCGUCAAUCAAUCGGUGAUAAUGGAGCGGUUAAAGCGCUUCUCAAAUUCCUGUUAUGAAUUUGGGAGAUCUGUGGUUGAAUGGAGAUCCCCAAUGACAGCCCCUUAUUUAAUGUUGAUUAAUUCGGCAUUUUGGGCCGCCAGCCUUUAUGCAGAUCGUGUCUUGCAAAUGCGAUUGCUGAUCACAUUUUCGGCAGCAGUUUUUGGAUGGGAUAUUCUUCUAUCCCCAACCCAUGACAGAAGCAUUGCUACUCAUGUUUUGUUCUGGCCGGCCCAGUCGAUUUGGAGGACGGGCGGUGUUGCUUUAAAUAUCUAUAGUGCGCAUGUUUUGCGGUUGCAAAUGAUGGAAGCCGCAUUUUGGUCGGCGUACUGUGGCCUUGGCUUUCUGCUUGUCAAUCCUGUAUGGAACUAUUACGAUACCAACCAAAAAAUUGUAAAUAUGGGAUCGUAUUCAUGCAAAAGGACAUAUGCUUUUCUUGACGCGGCCAUUAUACAACCGGUACUCGUCGUCGGCCGUGCGAUAAAAUACGUCGUCUGCCUGGAGUUUGUACCACCUGUCUGGGCAGCCAUCAAGCAGGCCUUCAGCUCUACGGGAGGCGGGAUUCGAGGCUUAUGCUCCCAGUUCUCCGCCUGGCUCUCCAGAGGCGUUCGCGCCAUCGCUAAUUGGUGGAACAACUGCGUUUUUAUCCCCAUCAAAAACGGCCUAAAAAGGAUGCUCGCUUGGUUGCGCUAUUGGUUCUGCGCCCACUGGUGGCCGGAUUUUGUCGCCUGGAUCAAACUGAAAUUCGGUCGCCCUCUUCAACGACUGUUCAACUAUUUUUGCUACUGCUUGGUAUACGUGUUCUGCGGACACUGGAUCAAGCCGUUGUGCAGCUGGUUAUGGAAGUAUUUAUGCAUUGUCGGCCAGUUUGUGCACAGGAACGCCGUGGUUCCUAUGAAGCGAAAACUCUUGGAAUGGGCCCACGAGCUUAAGUUACUCACUAAAAGGUUGUUGCAUCAAUUAGCAGUGGCUAUCAGAGAUUCUGUAUUGUGGCCAAUCUUUCUGGCGGUUGCGGGUGCUUUCAAACAGCUUUACGCCGUUAUACACGCAACCCUGAUCCAGCCAGUCAUCGAUUAUAUUUACUUACGCUACAAGAAAGUAGAAGAUGUUGCUUAUAUCUACUGUCUGGGCCCAGUAUGUGAAAAAGUGAUCAACAACAUCCCGGAAAAAUCUCCGUUUUGUGAAGACUCCGACGAAGAGUUGGACGGACUGAUUCCGGACGAAUACUUGGAAGAAGAAGAUCCGCUCGCAGAAAAAGAAGACGUGAUCUUGACACCGGUUGUAAUCAAGGAGACUCCAAAACCGCAGCCAAAAGCCGCACCCAAGGCUGCGCCAAAGGUUCAGGAAGAGGUCCGGAAAAAGCCGGAACUAAAGGUCGAAAUUGACGAUGGGAUUAUAUCCGAAGACGAUCUACUUCCGGAUUUACCAUCUCCAACGGACGAGUUUACAAUGGGCUUGGCGUUCCCAACAAUUCAUGCCAAGGUG